AUGAACAGUGACGGCUCACCUGCGCCAGCGAUAGCUCCCACAUUGGAUCUGCAAGCCCUACUAGCGACUAUGCCUGACUUCUCCACUCUUCCAUCUUUGUCGACUAUGCCCAAGGAUGGAGCAAAUACGGAAAUACCAACAUCGCAACAGUCGUUGCUGUUUCCGUCGAUCCCACACGAUCAGUUGGCUGCUCUUUCUCUCGGCUUGUUCCCACUCCAAGGAUUCCCGAUGUUUCCUCUCCUACCAAUGACUCCAAUGACAUCCUCUCUUCCUCCUCAUUCCACGAUUGAGAGCUUGGGCCUUAUGACGAACAGUGCUUUGCGUCCCAAGACAUCAUCAGUAAUAGGACCUCCUGUGCUCGAUUCACGUCCCAGAGCAUUUUCAAGCGCUGCUGCACUGCAACGACCUAAGCCGACAACAACACCUGAAAAGAGACGAAAGAGAUCCCGUAGAGCUCAGGAAGAGGAGCAAUCGAGUGUGUUGAGAAUGCUCGUAGAUGAGGAAGACGAUGCUCCACUAACCAUCCGCCAGCCCCCGUCGACGAAAGAUUUAGAUGAGAAGUUGCGAAAAGACGCAGCUAAAGUACUGAGCGCAAGCAGUCCGCCGCCUCCGGCGGCCAAGCGGACGUCACCGGAGAGACUCGCUGAUUUGAUCGAGGAGCCAGCCAUUGCCCUGAGGCGAAUCAUUCGCGAUGAGGACUUACCCGAUUCAAUUGGUCCUGACUCGCCGUUCCGUCAUCAUCCCAAAUAUCAGCGCAAACAACCGGACUCCGAGAUAAUGGACGGUAUGGAUGCGUUGAUGGCCUUCUCCGGCAUGAGCGGUUACGUUGCGGAAUCCGAGCCGACGCCGUCACCUAAAAACGACUCCGGCUACACCAGUGCAGGCUCACCGAAGAAGUCAUUCGCUGAGAUGAUGGAACAUGCCAUCUGUCGCGAGCUUGUCACUGCCGAAUAG
Haemonchus placei is the source of this 954-nucleotide messenger RNA. The record is from the annotation of a GenBank genome assembly. Lineage: Eukaryota; Metazoa; Nematoda; Chromadorea; Rhabditida; Trichostrongylidae.